CGACGGCGGUUUUCGACGGAAAACCAGAUUGCGCCAAAGCACGCAAGCUCUCCACUUCACCAAGGCAUUGAAGAUAUGCAUACAUAGUACACCGCCGUGUCACCCUGCCACGCUCAACGUCACCAAGACGCCCGGCGACACAACUGGAACGAUUGACGAAACAGAGGGCUUCGCCGCCGCCGCCGUUACCCACGUCUGACCCCGCGCCCGUUAACCGUGCAUACCCCCCGCCCCUCUUCGGACGGCCCGCCGCUCCUGCGCGCACCAUGACGGCUCACCCCGAUCAUCCCAUCGUGACACCGCCGCGCGCCCCGUCGCCCGUCCAUGACUUUGGCACGCUGGCGGUGCAUGCGGGGUCGCCGCACGAUCCCUCCACGGGCGCCGUGAUCGAGGCCAUCUCGCUGUCGACGACCUUCGCCCAGACGGCCGUGGGCAAGCCCGUCGGCGACUACGAGUACAGCCGCAGCAGCAACCCGAAUCGGAAUAACUUCGAGACCAUGGUGGCUGCGCUCGAGCAUGCGAAGCACGCCCUCGCUUUCUCGUCCGGCAGCGCGGCCACCACCGUCAUCCUGCAGUCCCUGGCUGCCGGCUCCCACGUCAUUUCGGUCUCGGACGUGUAUGGCGGCACCCACCGGGUACUUCACCCAGGUUGCCAAGGCCCACGGCGUCAAGGUGACCUUCACGCCCGAGAUCGAGGUCGACAUCCGGGAACACAUCACCGAGUCGACCAAGCUGGUGUGGAUCGAGACCCCCAGCAACCCGACGCUCCGCCUCGUCGACAUCCGCGCCGUCGCGACCCAGGCGCACGAGCACGGCGUCAUGGUGGUGGUGGACAACACGUUCAUGAGCCCCUACAUCCAGAACCCGCUGGACCACGGGGCCGACAUCGUCGUGCACAGCGUCACCAAAUACAUCAAUGGGCACAGCGACGUGGUCAUGGGCGUGGCGGCCUUCAACAGCGACGAACUGCACAAGCGGCUCUCGUUCCUGCAGAACGCGCUGGGCGCCGUCCCGUCGGCCUUCGACUCGUGGCUCGCCCACCGCGGCGCCAAGACGCUGCACCUGCGCGCGCGGGAGGCCACGGCCAACGCCACGGCCGUCGCGCGCGCGCUCGAGGCCAGCCCCCACGUCAUCGCCGUCAACUACCCGGGCCUGGACUCGCACCCGCAUCGGGCGAUCGCCAAGAAGCAGCACCGCGACGGCAUGGGCGGCGGCAUGCUGUCGUUCCGCAUCCGCGGCGGCCACGCCGCGGCCGAGCGCUUCUGCCAGCUGACCAAGAUCUUCACCCUCGCCGAGUCGCUGGGCGGCGUCGAGAGCCUCUGCGAGGUGCCGAGCAGCAUGACGCACGCCGGCAUCCCGCGCGACCAGCGCGAGGCCGUCGGCGUCUUUGACGACCUCGUGCGCAUCAGCUGCGGCGUGGAGGACGCCGAGGAUCUCAAGAAGGACGUGCUCCAGGCGCUGGAGAGGGCGGUCGCCGAGACUGAGGGUUUAGCCGUUGACGGUGCCAACGGCGCCAAUGGCUACGAAAGCGGCGAACAAACUCUGUGAGCGAUGAUUUCCUGGUUUCCGCAUCCACUUCUGCGUGAGCGAACGGGGCGAGGACCUAUCGGCUAUAGAUGGCAAGGCGCUGGUUAUUCUCUGAUAGGCUUAUAUCGUUUUCUUUUUUUGGGAAGGUUCCGGAUCCAGUAGCUCAAGCGUCUGGCAUUCUGCAUAAACAUCGGGAGAUGCUGUAAUACAG
Molecule: messenger RNA, 1738 nt
Organism: Thermothielavioides terrestris NRRL 8126
Lineage: Eukaryota; Fungi; Ascomycota; Sordariomycetes; Sordariales; Chaetomiaceae
Exons: 1
Coding region: 619-1548 (309 amino acids)
Biological process (GO): transsulfuration
Cellular component (GO): cytoplasm
Molecular function (GO): cystathionine gamma-lyase activity; pyridoxal phosphate binding
Source: RefSeq, a predicted model, not a curated record